Molecule: messenger RNA, 393 nt
Organism: Vitis riparia (riverbank grape)
Lineage: Eukaryota; Viridiplantae; Streptophyta; Magnoliopsida; Vitales; Vitaceae
Exons: 1
Coding region: 1-393 (130 amino acids)
Biological process (GO): regulation of double fertilization forming a zygote and endosperm; double fertilization forming a zygote and endosperm; regulation of protein localization to cell surface
Cellular component (GO): extracellular region; vesicle
Source: RefSeq, a predicted model, not a curated record
AUGUUAAGAAAAAACCAAGUAGUCUCUUCAUGGCUGGUAAUGAUGAUAUGCAUCCCUUUGUUGGUCCAUGUUGGACAAGCCCACAUAGGCCCCCAACCUGGUAUUCCCUUCCGGCCACCUAAAUUUCCCAGCGUGCUACCUCAUAUUCCCGACCUGCCAGGUCUAUUACCACCAAUUUUCGAUAAAGAUAUCCAGAAAUGCUGGUCAUCUCUUUGGGCAGUUGGAGGAUGUGUGAGGCAGAUUCAGAGGACUCUUGCCGGUUUCAACCUCGUCCAUAUUGCCCCUGCUUGUUGUGAGGCCGUCAGUGCCAUUGAUGAGCAUUGCUGGCCCAAGAUGUUUCCCUACGCUCCUUUCUUCCCCCCAUGGCUCAAGAGUAACUGUGCUCGCCUCUAG